CUCUGCCUCCCAGGGGGAAAGCCUUCCUCUCACUCCAGGCUUCUCCCCUGCCACACCAGAGGCAGGACAAGGAGGCAGCAGAAGGGUCCCUGCACUGCCAGCACCCAACACCAGCUCUCACCUGCAGCAGGCAAACCAUGAGGACGAGCUCCUUGCACCUGCAGCGUCUUCACCUUUGAUUAAAAACCUUCACUCACCUCCACAAGGCACCAUGGAGGAGCAGUACAUUUCCAAACUCCACCCAGUAGUGGAUUAUGGAGCUGGGGUCUUUCUUCUAAUCAUAGCCAUCCUGACAAUCCUUGGGAAUUCAGCCGUCCUUGCCACGGCUGUGAAACGCUUCUCCCUGCUGAAGUCUCCAGAGCUGCUGACAGUGAACCUGGCAGUGGCAGACCUUGGGAUGGCCCUCAGCAUGUACCCACUGGCCAUUGCAUCCGCCUGGAACCACGCCUGGCUGGGGGGAGAUGCCUCCUGUGUUUACUAUGCCCUGAUGGGUUUCCUCUUUGGGGUCUGCAGCAUGAUGACCCUGUGUGCCAUGGCCGUGAUUCGAUUCCUCGUCACCAACUCAUCCAAAUCCAACAGUAACAAAAUCACCAGGAACACUGUCUGCAUCCUGAUUGCUUUUAUCUGGCUCUACUCCUUGCUCUGGGCCAUCCUGCCCUUGGUGGGCUGGGGCUACUACGGCCCUGAGCCCUUUGGUAUCUCUUGUACAAUAGCCUGGAGCAAGUUCCACAACUCCUCCAAUGGUUUCUCCUUCAUCCUGAGCAUGUUCCUCUUGUGCACCGUCCUGCCUGCACUGACCAUCGUGGCCUGUUACUUGGGGAUUGCCUGGAAGGUUCAUAAAGCAUACCAAGAGAUCCAGAAUAUUGACAGGAUCCCUAAUGCAGCCAAACUGGAGAAGAAGCUCACCCUGAUGGCCGUGCUCAUCUCAGUGGCGUUCCUGAGCUCCUGGACUCCCUAUGCAGCCGCCAGCUUCUGGUCCAUCUUCAACUCCAGCGACUCCCUGCAGCCCGUGGUGACGCUGCUGCCCUGCCUGUUUGCCAAGUCCUCCACGGCCUACAACCCUUUCAUUUACUACGUCUUCAGCAAGACUUUCCGCUGCGAGGUUAAGAAGCUGCGGUGCUGCUGUGGCUGGAGGGUUCACUACUUCAGCUCCGACAACUCGGCGGAGAACGCCGUGUCCACCGUGUGGAGCGGGAGGGACAACGUCCGUCUGUCUGCGGCGGCCAAGGUGGAGAACCUGGGAGCUGCAGCUCCCUGAAAUGCAGCCAUGGGGUCACAGCACAGCUCAAACCCGGCCUCGCUGCCAGCUCCAAAGGAGCGGGGAUGCAGCAAGCGAGGCUGUCACUGCAUAUCUUAUGUCAGUACAGAGGUUUAAGUAUAUAUUUUUAAGCAACUCUCAAAUAUUGUCUUUAAGCCUCACAGGAAUAAUUAAAAAAAAACCAACUAU
This is a messenger RNA of Cyanistes caeruleus (blue tit), 1447 nucleotides long. Its product is annotated as opsin-5-like. Gene Ontology annotation, molecular function: G protein-coupled receptor activity. Gene Ontology annotation, biological process: G protein-coupled receptor signaling pathway. NCBI's taxonomy places the organism in Eukaryota, Metazoa, Chordata, Aves, Passeriformes, Paridae. Gene Ontology annotation, cellular component: membrane. The record is from RefSeq and is a predicted model, not a curated record.